AACAUACUUUUUUUUUUUUUUUACAAGGAUAAUAACAAUAUUAUGGUGGCUAUCCAACCCAAUGACCAACCUUAUAUUUUGACCUCGGAACAACGUCAACAAUAUCAUGAUCAAGGUUACCUUUUAAUCGAAGACUUCUAUACUACUGAAGAACAUGCCACACUUUCUCAAUACUGUGAAGAUUUCAAGCAAUGGGGUCAUGAAAAAGGCAAGUGGAUGCAAUAUUAUGAAACCAAUAAAACGACCAAUCAAGAACAACUCUGCCGUACAGAAAAUUUUACUCCUUACCAUCCUGGAAUGAAUUCAUAUGUUCGAAGUACUCGUCUGUUACAAGUCCUUCAAGAUCUUCACGGUGAAGACUAUGUCUUAUUCAAGGAAAAGGUAAAUUACAAGUUACCUGGUGGAGGUGGUUUCCCAGCACAUCAAGAUGCUCCUGCGUUUAUUCAAUUUGGUCAAUCAUCUCAUAUGACUGUGAUGUUUACCAUAGAUGCUACUACGGAUAAAAAUGGAUGUCUUGAAGUUGUUCCUGGUUCACACAAGAACACAUUUGAUCGACGUAUCCUUCCUCAAGAAAAACAUGAUGGUUCUAUCUCUUUAGAAUGGUGUGGACAAAAUAAGUGGAUUCCUGUCCAUUGUCAACCUGGAUCUGUACUGAUAUUUGGUGCCUAUCUUGCUCAUCGAUCUGGAGAUAACAAAACAACACAACCACGAAGAGCAGUUUAUUUGACAUACAAUGCAGCCAAAGAAGGUGAUCUCCGUGAUAAAUACUACGAAGACAAGCGCAAGCUAUUCCCACCAGCUUAUGAAAGAGUAGAAGGACAAGAUUAUAGUGAAGGAGCUAUUACUUACAAUUUGGCAACACCUAUCAACAUGUAAAAGCAAUCUCUUUUUAUCGUUGGAUAGUUUAGUAAAUUAGAUAGUUGGUUAUAGUGAUGAUAAUAUAUGAUCUUCAAUAAAUAAUGUAUUCUUAUGUAUUUAUCACUGAAUGAUGUAAGGAAGGUUAUUUCAAAAGUUUAUAAGAAGUUUUCUACCAUUAUUCUCCUAAUAAGGUUAUAUUGCUUUAUUGGGAACAAAGAAUGCUGUUUUCUGUUCUAUUCUUUUUACUUUUUUUUUUUUCAAAGGAAAUGACAUAAAAUCAAAGAGCUUUAUUAAUU
Messenger RNA from Halteromyces radiatus, 1154 nucleotides. RefSeq lists its product as uncharacterized. Bases 43 to 876 code for a protein of 277 amino acids. The transcript has 4 exons. The record is from RefSeq and is a predicted model, not a curated record. Lineage: Eukaryota; Fungi; Mucoromycota; Mucoromycetes; Mucorales; Cunninghamellaceae.